Messenger RNA from Oryza sativa Japonica Group (Japanese rice), 3224 nucleotides. Its product is annotated as protein FAR1-RELATED SEQUENCE 11. Lineage: Eukaryota; Viridiplantae; Streptophyta; Magnoliopsida; Poales; Poaceae. Gene Ontology annotation, molecular function: zinc ion binding. Gene Ontology annotation, biological process: regulation of DNA-templated transcription. The record is from RefSeq and is a predicted model, not a curated record.
AAAACCGCCCAUGAGGGAAAAAACCGUGUGCGGUAAAAAAACCUCCCGUGAGGAAAAAAACCGUGUGCAGUAAAAAAAAACGACGGACGAAAAAAACCAUCGGAAGCCUUGCGUAUUUUUUAAGUAGGUAUAGAUAGGUUGGAUUUAGACAUUUUUGUUAAUUCGGUCUUUUUCGAACUAUUCGGUUAACCGAGGAGACUAACCGAAUUGACCGAAUAAAAUUCGGUCUUUCACUACCUAGGACCAAAUUGAUGACUGAAUUUCUCGGUCUCGGUCUUUUCGAUCUCGGUCUUUUCGGUUCGGUCUUUUUCUACCUACCCCUAGGGGUGUGUUUGGAUAAUGAGAAAUGGGGAGUGGGAUUGAGACGGGGAAAUGAAUGAAGGGUUAGGAUUAAAUGAAAGAGGGAGAAUAAAUGGUUAGGAUUUAAAGAUGUCUUUUGGUGGGUGGAAAAUCAUUUCCCAAACCCAUUAGCCAAACACUGCCUAGGUGAUACACACUGUUACUGCGUUGGACGGACGACGGAGUGGAAGAGUGGAACGGAAGAGGCGGAGGGCGCUUGGCGGGCUUGGGAUUGCAGAUGCUACUGGGCCGGAUCGAGCCCAACGCCACAGUUUCUUCUCGUCACAACUUCCAAUUUCCCAUCGCCCCGUCGCCGACUCGCCGUCUCCUUCUCCGGCUACGGCGGUCGCCGCCGGCGGUACCACUCGUCAAGUUCAUCCUCUCCCUCUCCCUCUCUCUCCUCUCGCUCUCCGAUCCUCUCCAAUUCUGGAUUGCUGCUUUCCCCCGUCGCUGCCCCCGCCAGUCCCGAAUCCACAGAUGCCAGGAUGAUGCCCGCGGGAUCGGCAUCCCUUCUCCUCGAGUGCUACGGCGGUGACCCUCCUCUUUCCUCCAUGGAGGGGACCAGCAGCGGCGAGGAGGUCGAGGACGGGACGGGUCCCUCGCCGGAGGCGGAGGAGGACGACGACCCGGCGCCGUACGUCGGGCAGAGGUUCCCGACGCACGACGCGGCGCACGAGCUCUACAGCGGGUUCGCGAGGCGGCGCGGGUUCUCGAUCCGCCGCCACCGGACGGAGGGGAAGGACGGGGUGGGGAGGGGCCUGACGAGGAGGUACUUCGUGUGCCACCGCGCUGGGAACCCGCCGGCGAAGCCCUUCGCCGCCGGCGCCGGCGACAGGCCGCAGAGGAACCGGCGGUCCUCCCGCUGCGGGUGCAAGGCGUACAUGCGCAUCGGCAGGAGCGCCAUCGCCGCCGCGGCCGCGGGGGAGGCGGAGGGGGAGUGGCGGGUCACGGGCUUCUCCAACCACCACAACCACGAGCUCCUGGGUCAGGACCAGGUCCGCCUCCUCCCGGCGUACCGCGUCGUCUCCGGGGACGACAGGGACCGGAUCCUGAUGCUCGCCAGGUCCGGGAUCUCCGUGCAGCAGAUGAUGAGGAUCAUGGAGCUGGAGAGGCGCGUCGAGCCGGGCAAUCUGCCCUUCACAGAGAAGGAUGUGAGGAACCUCAUCCAGUCGUGCAGGAAGUCUGAUCAGGAGGAGAGCGUCGAUCUGAUCAAAAUGUGCAGAAGAUUUCAGGAGAAGGACCCCGAUUUCAAGUAUGAAUUCACCAAAGGCGCGAGCAACCGCGUCGAGAACGUUGCCUGGUCGUUUGCAUCGUCGGUUCAGUCGUAUGAGAUGUUUGGUGAUGCUGUUGUAUUCAACACGACACAUCGGUUGCCUGCUCUGGACAUGCUGCUUGGUAUUUGGGUUGGAUUGAACAAUCAUGGGAUGCCUUGCUUCUUUGGUUGCGCUUUUCUAAGGGAGGAAAGUCUGCAAUCCUAUGCAUGGGCAUUAAAGGUAUUUCUCAACUUCAUGAACAGAAAGGCUCCGCUGACAAUAUUGACGGAUGAAAAUAUGUACCUCAAGGAAGCAAUUGAAAAGGAGCUUCCAGGCACAAAGCAAGCCCUCUGCAUAUGGCUUAUCGCAGCCAGGUUCCCAUCUUGGUUUGAUGCAGUUCUUGGCGAACGGUACAAUAGCUGGAAAGAUGAGUUCGAUAGGUUGUAUAACAUGGAAAGCACAAUGGAGUUUGAUCUUGGGUGGAGUGACAUGAUGAACAGCUAUGGACUACAUGGGAAUGGGCACAUUGCUAGUCUGUUUGCAUCACGAACUCUCUGGGCAUUACCAUAUUUGAGAGGGCAGUUUUUCGCAGGACUGCUUGCUUCUCCAGAAACUUCAAAGUCAAUUAGUGUCUUCAUUCAGCGAUUCUCGAGUGCUCAGACUCGCCUAGCCCAUUUCAUUGAGCAGGUCGCAGUCGUUGCCGAGUAUAAAGACCAAGCUGGGAGGCAACAAAUGAUGCAACACAAUCUGCAAAGCAUAACCCUCAAGACUGCAACUCCAAUGGAAAGGCAUGCGGCUGCAGUUCUCACUCCUUAUGCCUUCUCUAAGCUACAAGAUGAGCUUGUUGUGGCUUGUCAAUAUGCAUCAUUCCACUUGGAAGGGAAUGUCUUUCUGGUCCGUCAUCAUACCAAGACAGAAGACGGUGGGUGCAAUGUGACAUGGAGCCAAAGAGAGGAGCUAAUUUCUUGCAGCUGCAAUAUGUUUGAGUCUGCAGGGAUCCUCUGCCGGCAUGGCCUCCGUGUGCUCUCGACCCUCAACUACUUUCAGAUCCCGGACCAUUAUCUCCCUCCUCGAUGGCGUAGAACCUGGCCAUCACCUUCCAAGGCCUUGAAUGGUGCUUAUUUCCACGAGUCGCCUGAGAUUGGGAGAGUGAAGGCAUUGCAGUCCAUGGUGUCAGCUCUGGUGAGCGAAGCUUCCAAAUCUACCGAGCGGAUGGAUAUCGCGACGCGGGAGGUCUCUGCCCUGUUGUCGCGGAUGAGGCAGCAACCUGUUGUCAUGCACGUUUCAGGUGAUGGUGUUCACAAGUAGGGGUAGCUAAACCGUGCACUCCUCCAUGAGUGAGUGACGACUGACAGCUUUAGACCUGUUAGGCUGGUGUAAUGCCGAUGCUGUUUUCCCCUUCAUUUUUAGGUACAUUUUGGUAGAUUUUUUAGGGAUAACCAUUUCUUUAGACGCAAUUCUGCCCAGUUUUUCAGGGUGACCAUUUCUCACCCGCAUACCUUUUGCUAUGCACACAUCUUGCCCAUAUAUCUAGUACCCUAGUCAUUGCAAUUGGAGCUUCAUGGUGUGCUUUCACGCAAAAUGGAAGUGAAUGUCAAUAAUUAGCUUAUGUGGUUAAACCAUUCGUGCCAG